Molecule: messenger RNA, 951 nt
Organism: Opisthorchis viverrini
Lineage: Eukaryota; Metazoa; Platyhelminthes; Trematoda; Opisthorchiida; Opisthorchiidae
Exons: 1
Coding region: 1-951 (316 amino acids)
Cellular component (GO): membrane
Source: RefSeq, a predicted model, not a curated record
AUGUUGUCAACUGGAGUUCAAGAUUUCCGAAUAGCACUUGGGAUACUUGGGGGUAUAGGGACCGUUACCAACCUUGCAACCCUAUCUGCCUUGUGGUUUGUGAGAAUCGGUUCAGAGUUUACAAGGAUUCUACUGCGAAGUCAGUGUAUAUUCGAUGGCUAUUCCUGUUUUAUUAUGCUCCUAUAUCAGAUGGUUGGCAGCCAAAUCAAGACAGGAUCUCCCAUCGCCGAUGAAAUCCUGUGCUAUAUUUGGGCAGACGUUAACCUCUUCUGGCCUGGCUAUAUUCUGGGCGUGCAAAACAAUGUGUGCAUAUCACUCGAUCGUCUGCUUGCUGUACUAUGCCCAGUGAAAUACAAGCUUCACAAAUUUUCCUUAAAAAUCGGUGUUUGUUUAUACUUGAGCAUCUCAACAGUUUUCCUGUUCAUUCCAAACUUUUUCCUUCGGAAAUAUGUGGAUGGAGAGUGCCUAUUUGACCUUCCCAAAAAUGGCUCGAUAAUGGAAUUCAACCAGGCCAGUGAAAUCAUCUGGUUUCUUAUGAAUUACCUAUUGCCCGUCACAUUCAUACCUGUUUCGCAUGCCGUUAUUUUAUACUAUGCACGUCCUACCCGAAUUGGUGCCCCGGUGGUUGAGACAGAAUGUGUAAGUCGCAGUCUACGAAAGUUUACCUAUACCACGGUGUUUAUGGCUAUCACACUACUUUGCUCGCAUUCAGUUGAUGAGUUUGUCUAUCUACUCGCAACUCUUAAUCUCUCCAACUACAUUCCUGGAUCGCUUCUGCAUGAUCUCGGCCUGGUACUCAUUAUGAUUGGUACUUGUACUCUACCCCUUGUCAUGGUCGCUACCAUAAAAAGUGUCCGAAACUUUAUGUGGGAAUCAACAAAGUUUCUGUUUCUGCAAUGCAAAUGGAAAAAGCCGGUCUUUGAAGAACAUUCCUCUACAAUCGAACCUUAG